AUGUCUAACUGUGUUUCAGUGGUACUGGGGCAGAAUGUCUGGAGUGUUACCUACACCAAGAAGAGUAUCUGUGCCUUGAAGGGGUCAACAGUGGAGAUGUCCUGCACUUACACAUAUCCCAGAGGUUAUAUCGUCACAACAACCUUGUGGUUCACUGAAAUUUAUGAUGUGGAGAAUUAUGAGAGUCUGUUAGAUGACCCAGACUACAAAGGUCGUGUGACGUACCGUAGUGAUAAGACGAAUGGACACACCCUGACAAUCACAAACCUGAGAGAGAGUGACUCAGCAACGUACAAGUUCAGAUUUAUAACAAAUCAGACCGGAGGGAAAUAUUUUGGGAGCCCUGGAGUCACUUUGUCUGUUACAGGCGUGCAGGUGAAUGUGACCACUACAUGGUGGUCAACGACACUGACCUGUAGCACCACCUGUACUCUGACUGACAACCCCAACCCCACCUACAUCUGGUACAGGAACAGUAAGAUUGUACAACAGGACUCCUCUCCCUCAUACACAGUCCGCUUUAAAACUGAAGACAGCUUCUACUGUGCUGUAAAAGGCAUCAAUUCUAAUGCAGUGUUGGUAAUGGGUCAGAAUGGCUGGAGUGUUACACACACCACUCAGAGUAUCUGUGUCUUGAAGGGGUCAACAGUGGAGCUGACCUGUUCUUAUACAUAUCCCAGUGGUACAGUCACAACAACCCUUUGGUUCACUAAAUGGGGGACUGGUGUAGAACCUAAAGAUCUAGGUCAGGACCCAGAGUAUGCAGGUCGUCUGGUGUAUCAUGGAGAUAAGAAGAAAGACUGUACCCUGAGAAUCACAGACCUGAGAGAGAGAGACUCAGCUACGUAUUGGUUCAGACUAUUAACAGAUCAGGAUGGAGGGACAUUUACUGGCAAUCCUGGAGUCACUCUGUCUGUUACAGGUCUUCAGGUGAAGGUGACUGGUGGACAUCAGGAUAAGACACUGACCUGUAUCACCACCUGUACUCUGACUGACAACCCCACCUACAUCUGGUACAAGAACGGACAACAUCUAGAUGAGAGCACCUCCCCCCAGUACAAAGACCCAGUCUCCAGCAACUAUGAAGACAGUUACUCCUGUGCUGUAAAAGGCCACGAGAAUCUCCAUUCUCCUGCAAUGUGUCAGAAGUGUUGGAGUGUGACUUACACCCAUCAGAGUAUCUGUGCUUUGAAGGGGUCAACAGUGGACAUAUCCUGCUCUUACACAUAUCCCAGUUAUCAUGAGAUCAAAAAUGCUCUCUGGUUUACUAAAUGGUCUGGUAUGGACACUGAAGAUCUGAGCUCAAUGCCAGGGUAUGAAGGUCAUAUAGAGUACCUUGGGGAUAAGGAGAGUGACUGUACCCUGAGAAUCACAGACCUGAGAUUGAAUGACUCUGCAGGGUACAGGUUCAGAUUCAUAACAUCUGGAGGAAAGUAUUCUGGCUCACCUGUCUCCCUGACUAUCACAGAUCUUCAGGUAAAGAUUACAUCUUCACUGUUUUCAAGACAGGUGACACUGACCUGUAUCACCACCUGUACUCUGACUGACAACCCCACCUACAUCUGGUACAAGAACGGAAACAAAGUAAAGGAGGACACUUCCAGACUGGACUCAGACUACCGUAACACUGAAGACAGCUUCUCCUGUGCUGUAAAAGGCCAUGGGUACGUCCACUCUACUGCAGUGUGUGUCCGUGGUCAGAAGUGUUGGAGUGUGACUUACCCCCAUCAGGGAGUCUGUGCCUUGAAGGGGUCAUCAGUGGAUAUAUCCUCCACGUAUGACAGUGGUUAUGAUACGAUCACAUCAACACUCUGGUUUAGUCCCAAACAGAGUGACAGGUGGAGGGAUGAGUUGAUCCCUGAGGACCUAACCACAGACCCAGGGUAUGCAGGUCAUGUGGAGUAUGUUGGAGAGAAGGAGAGAGGUCGCUCCACCCUGAGAAUCACAGAUCUGAGAGAGGAGGACUCUGCUGAGUACAAGUUCAUAUUCAACACACAGACAUCAAGAUGGGGAUACAGUUUCCCUGGAACAACUCUGACUGUCACAGGUCUUCAGGUGCGGAUUAAGGAUCCAACCAACAUCAUAGAGGGAAAGGGUCUUUGUCUGUUCUGUGAGUCCAUAUGCUUUCUGCAGAACAACCCCUCUUACAUCUGGUACAAGAACGGACAACGUCUGUUCAGACACGAGACUAAGUACCUGAUCCUAGACCCAGUCAGCAGUGAGGAUGCAGGCAGAUACUCCUGUGCUGUUAAUGGCCAGGAGGAUCUGCCCUCUGCUGAAGAGACUCUCACUGUCAGAUAUGGCCCAAAGGUCACCUCAGUGUCAGUCAGUCCCUCUGGUGAAAUAGUGGAGGGCAGUUCAGUGAAUCUGACCUGCAGCAGUGAUGCCAACCCACCUGUGGACAAAUACACUUGGUACAAGAAGAACGUAGCCUCACCAAAAGCAUCAGGACAGAGUUACAGCAUCACUAACAUCAUCUCUGAGGACAGAGGAGAAUAUUACUGUGAGGCUGAGAAUAAAUAUGGACGACUCAACUCUUCUUCUGUGUUUGUGGACGUUCAGUAUACUACAGCAUUGUUUCUCUGGGUUCCUGUGAUGGGUGUGGGGGCUGCCCUGACUGUUGGAGCUCUUCUUGUCACCAUCUACUGCUAUAUGAAGAGGAGACACACAGGAGGAAGUGAUGACACAGCAGACAGACAGAGUGUCCAUCCUGACCCCAACAGUGACAUGUACACAUCUCUGAACAUGAAGACCAGGUCACCAGAGUAUGACACCCUGGCAAAUGUGAGGGACUUCGCAGUGACACAGCCCUCAGAUACAUGCUGAGCCCUCCGAUUAUGAGAUCUUAAGACAACCACCACAGAACCUGGACAAAAGAGAACCACCACAGAACCUGGACUGAAGAGAACCACCAAAGAUUCUGUACUGAAUAGAAUCUCCACAGAACCUGGGCAGAAGAGAACCACCAAAUAUUCUGGACUGAAGAGAACCACCACAGAACCUGGACUGAAGAGAACCACCACAGAACCUGGACUGAAGAGAACCACCACAGAACCUGGACUGAAGAGAACCACCAAAGAUUCUGGACUGAAGAGAACCACCACAGAACCUGGGCAGAAGAGAACCACCACAGAACCUGGACCGAAGAGAACCACCACAGAACCUGGACUGAAGAGCAACAGCAUCAAACCAAAGCCCGGCCUCACAAUGUUAUUCUCUUACUAUCAUGUUGCUUUUUAAUCUAGAAGGUUUGAGACAAUGAGCUUUAACUUUUGAGUAAGUGCUGGAAUUUAGAUUGUUCUCCUUAUGAUAAAUACAGUUUGUGCACUACCAUUCAAAAGUUUGGGGUCGCUUAAAAUGUCCUUGUUUUUGAAAGAAAAGCAAAAAAAAAAAGUCCAUUAAAAUAGCAUCUAAUUGAUCAGAAAUGCAGUGUAGACAUUGUUAAUGUUGUAAAUUACUAUUGUAGCUGGAAAUGGCAGUUGUUUUAUGGAAUAUCUACAAAGGCAGACAGAGGCCCAUUGUCAGCAACCAUCACUCAUGUGUUCCAAUGGCACGUUGUGUUAUCCAAGUUUAUCAUUUUAAAAGGUAAAUUAAUCAUUAGAAAACCAUGUUGUAAUUAUGUUAGCACAGCUGAAAACUGUUGUGCUCGCUGAUUAAAGAAGCAAUGAAACUGGCCUUUUUUACACUAGUUGAGUAUCUGGAGCAUCAGCAUUUGUGGGUUCAUUUACAGGUUCAACAUGUCAACUUAUCUGUUUACUAUCUGUAGAUUGUAUUGCUUAUCUUUUUUAUGGGAUUUUGCCAAUUCCAGAUUUUUAUAACAUAUAAAGUUAUGUCUUGUCUUAGUGACACAAAAAGGAAUAAUAUUGACAAGAGCUUUUAAAUGUUUGUAUCUCUGGAGUUGUUCCUGAUGUGUUAAAAUAUGUUUUACUUUGUAUUGCUGUCAGUCAUUACUGGUCAUUCUCUAUUUUAUAUUAUGUAAUACUAUAUUGUUCAGUGUCAUGAUAUUGCUUGUUUCAUUAUCAAAUAAUUAAUAAUGACAUAUUUUAGACACAUUGAAUACAGUAUAAGCAUCAUGUUGUAAAUAAGCUCAAAGGUAGACAAUAAAAAGACAACAAAUAAAUUGAU
Molecule: messenger RNA, 4125 nt
Organism: Oncorhynchus masou masou (cherry salmon)
Lineage: Eukaryota; Metazoa; Chordata; Actinopteri; Salmoniformes; Salmonidae
Product: B-cell receptor CD22-like
Exons: 13
Coding region: 1-2826 (941 amino acids)
Source: RefSeq, a predicted model, not a curated record